AUUUAAUUACCCUAUAAUCAGCCAGAUAUUACAAAAAUGGCUAUCUUAUCUUCAAUGGUCAACCACAGACAAACAUAACCUCUUUUUCAAUCCGUCUAGCUUUGGAAGACUAGGCAAAAUGACGAACUCCAAGGGUUACCGUCGGGGUACGAGAGACCUCUUCGCGAGGAGGUUCCGCACACAUGGAACUAUUCCGCUAUCGACGUACAUGAAAGUGUACAAAGUGGGAGACAUCGUUGACAUUAGGGGCAAUGGAGCUGUCCAAAAAGGUAUGCCUCACAAAGUCUACCACGGAAAAACUGGACGUGUGUACAAUGUGACUGCUCACGCUCUUGGCGUCAUUGUGAACAAGAGAGUGCGUGGAAGAAUCAUCCCAAAGCGCAUCAAUAUCCGUAUUGAACACGUCAAGCACUCAAAGUGCCGCGAGGACUUCCUGAAGCGUGUAAAAGAGAAUGAGAGGCUCAUGAAAGAAGCCAAGGCUGCAGGAAAGACCAGUAAUGUCAAAAGACAGCCUGAACCACCAAAAGCAGCACACAUUGUCAGUGGAACUGAGAAACCAGUUCUUCUUGCACCUAUCCCAUAUGAAUUUGUAGCUUAAAAAGGUGAAAUAAAGUAU
Molecule: messenger RNA, 616 nt
Organism: Hyposmocoma kahamanoa
Lineage: Eukaryota; Metazoa; Arthropoda; Insecta; Lepidoptera; Cosmopterigidae
Gene: RpL21
Product: 60S ribosomal protein L21
Exons: 3
Coding region: 119-598 (159 amino acids)
Biological process (GO): translation
Cellular component (GO): ribosome; cytosolic large ribosomal subunit
Molecular function (GO): structural constituent of ribosome
Source: RefSeq, a predicted model, not a curated record